AAUUAAUAAGUAAUAAUAAACCACUAUGAAAUCAGAUUUCAGAUUCUCAAACUUAUUGGGAACGGUAUAUAGACAGGGGAACUUAUUGUUUUCAGAAGAUGGAACGAAAUUAUUAAGUCCUGUAGGAAAUCGAGUUAGUUGUUUCGAUUUAAUCAAUAAUCGAUCUUUCACAUUUGAAUAUGAACAUAGAAAGAAUAUUGUUAGAAUUGCAUUAAAUAAGCAACAAACUUUAUUGCUUUCUGUAGAUGAAGAUGGACGAGCCAUCUUAGUUAAUUUCAUAUCCAAAACAGUCUUACAUCAUUUUAAUUUUAAAGGAUCAGUUGAAGAUUUACAAUUUAGUCCUGAUGGACAUUAUUUUGCAAUUGGUACAACUAAAUUUAUUCAAGUUUGGAAAACUCCAGAUGUUACUGAAGAUAGACAAUUUUCUCCAUUUAUUCGUCAUAGAAUUUAUUCAGGUCAUUAUAAUGAUAUUUUAUCAAUAAAUUGGUCAAAUGAUUCUCGAUUCUUUAUAACAACUUCAAAAGAUAUGACUUCAAAAAUUUAUUCUUUACAUUCUGAUGAAAAAUCAGUAGCAAUGACUUUAGCCGGUCAUAGAGAUUAUGUUAUUAAAGCCUUUUUCAAUGAAACUCAAGAAAUAAUAUAUACUAUUAGUAAAGAUGGAGCUUUAUUUAAAUGGGAAUAUACUGAAAGACCAACCGAUGAAAGUGAAGAUGAAGAAGAAGAAGAUGAUGAAGAUGAAGAUGAUAAUGAUGAAAAAAUUGAAAAACCAAUGAGUUGGAGAAUUACUGCAAAGAACUUUUUCCAUUCUGAUUCAAAAGUUAAAUGUGCAACUUUCCAUCCAAAGACUAAUUUAUUGGUAGUAGGAUUUACUAAUGGUGAAUUUAGAUUAUAUGAUUUACCUGAUUUUAAUAUGAUUCAACAAUUAAGUAUGGGACAAAAUGCCAUUGAUACAUGUGAAGUAAAUAAAACAGGUGAAUGGCUUGCAUUUGGUUCCUCAAAAGUUGGACAAUUAUUGGUUUAUGAAUGGGCUUCAGAAACUUAUAUACUUAAACAACAAGGACAUUUUGAUUCAGUAAAUUCUUUAACUUAUUCACCAGAUGGUUCAAGAAUUGUUACUGCAUCAGAUGAUGGAAAGAUUAAGAUUUGGGAUGUAAAUUCUGGAUUUUGUUUAUAUACAUUUCUGGAACAUAAUUCAAGUAUUACUGAUAUAAAAUUUAGUAAAAAGGGUAAUGUAUUAUUUAGUUGUUCAUUAGAUGGUACAAUUAGAGCUUGGGAUCUUAUAAGAUUUAGAAAUUUUAAAACUUAUACUGCUACUGAUAGAAUUCAAUUUAAUUGUAUAGCUGUUGAUCCAAGUGGAGAAAUUAUUGUGGGAGGAUCUCAAGAUAGUUUUGAAAUCUUUGUAUGGUCAGUUCAAACUGGUCAAUUAUUAGAUUCAUUAAAUGGUCAUGAAGGUCCAAUAUCAUGUUUAAGUUUUGGUAAUGAAAAUUCAGUAUUAGUAUCAUCAUCAUGGGAUAAGACUAUUAGAGUUUGGAAUAUCUUUGGUAGAAAUUUAUCAGUUGAACCAAUUGAAUUAAAGAGUGAUGCAUUAAGUUUAACAGUUAGACCUGAUUGUAAAGAAGUAGCUGUUAGUACUUUAGAUGGAUAUAUUACUGUAUUUGAUAUUGAAACUGGUAAUCAAAUUCAUUUAAUUGAUAGUAAAAGAGAUAUAUUAAGUGGAAGACAUUUAGAAGAUAGAUUCACUAGUAAAAAUUCUGCAAGAUCUAAAUAUUUUACGACUAUAAAUUAUUCAUAUGAUGGUUUAACAUUAAUUGGAGCUGGUAAUAAUAAUUCAAUUUGUAUGUAUGAUAUUUCUAAUGAAGUAUUAUUAAAAAGAUUUAUUGUAUCACAAAAUUUACAACUUAAUGGUACUCAAGAAUUUUUAAAUAGUAAUAGAAUGAUUGAUGGAGCUGGACCACUUGAUUUAAUAGAUGAAGCUGGUGAAGCAAGUGAUGUUGAAGAUAGAUUAGAUUCAACAAUUCCAGGAUCUAAACGUGGAGAUCCUUCAUUAAGAAAUACAAGACCAGAAGUAAGAGUUACAUCUAUACAAUUUUCUCCAACUUCAUCAGCUUUUGCUGCUGGAUCAACUGAAGGUUUAUUAAUUUAUUCAGUUGAUAAUUUUACAUUAUUUGAUCCAUUUGAUUUGGAUCUUGAUAUAACUCCUGAAGCCAUUGUUGAAGCCUUAACUGAAAAGGAAUAUUUAAUGGCAUUAGUAAUGGCAUUCAGAUUAAAUGAAACUCAUUUAAUUCAUCAAGUAUAUGAAUCAAUAUCACUUAAAGAUAUAAAAUUAGUAGCCAGUGAUUUACCAGUAAUUUAUGUUACUAAGAUAUUAGACUUUAUAAGUGAUUUAUUAAUCUUAGAAGAUAAUCCUCAUUUUGAAUAUAAUUUAUUAUGGAUUAAGAAUAUUUUGGAAUUCCAUGGUCAAUAUAUUAAUCUUAAUAAAUUUGAAUUUCAAUCGUCUUUGAAAAAGAUUCAGAGAUUCUUAAAUAAAGUGGGUAAGGAUGUGGUGUUGUUAAAUAAGAGAAAUAAUUACUUAUUGGAAUAUCUUACUGUUGCAAGAGAUUUAAAAGAAGAUGAUGAAGAAGAGGCAGUUAUUGAGGAUGUCGAAAUGGAAGUGGACGAGGAAGAUGAUGAGGAUGAAGAGGAGGAAGAUGAGGAGUUGAAUGGAGACGAAGAAGAAUUGGGUGGUUGGUUUGGCAAGGAAGUCAAGUCAUCUAAUGGUAUAGUUUUCAGUGUCUCUGAUGAAGAACAGGAUGAUAAUGAAGAUGAUAAUGAAGAUGAAGAUGAUGAUGAAGAAGAAGAAGACUCUGAUGACUAAUAAGCCCACUACAGAUUAGCAUAAUUCAUAGCAUAAUGUAUAUAUAUCAAC
Scheffersomyces amazonensis is the source of this 2905-nucleotide messenger RNA. RefSeq names its product snoRNA-binding rRNA-processing protein (gene PWP2). The record is from RefSeq and is a predicted model, not a curated record. Lineage: Eukaryota; Fungi; Ascomycota; Pichiomycetes; Serinales; Debaryomycetaceae. Bases 26 to 2854 code for a protein of 942 amino acids. Gene Ontology annotation, biological process: ribosomal small subunit assembly; maturation of SSU-rRNA from tricistronic rRNA transcript (SSU-rRNA, 5.8S rRNA, LSU-rRNA). The transcript has a single exon. Gene Ontology annotation, cellular component: Pwp2p-containing subcomplex of 90S preribosome; small-subunit processome. Gene Ontology annotation, molecular function: protein binding.